Messenger RNA from Helianthus annuus (common sunflower), 697 nucleotides. RefSeq names its product protein DOWNSTREAM OF FLC. The transcript has 2 exons. NCBI's taxonomy places the organism in Eukaryota, Viridiplantae, Streptophyta, Magnoliopsida, Asterales, Asteraceae. Bases 68 to 547 code for a protein of 159 amino acids. The record is from RefSeq and is a predicted model, not a curated record.
UCCAUAUUCUCAUUUCUCUCUCUCUCUCUAACCUUUUAGUUUCUCUCUCACACAGUUACACAUAGCAAUGGCGAGAGUGUUGCUGAUACUAGCUCUAUGUGUGCUACUUCCGGCACUGAUCUCCGCUGCUCGUCCGAUGUCACGGCCGUUCCGUUUGCAAGGCAAAGUUUACUGCGAUACUUGCCGUGCCGGUUUCGAGACCUCCGCCACCACUUACAUUCCACGUGCUAAGGUUAGGGUGGAAUGCAAGGACAAAGAACAAAAAGUCCUCUAUACCAUGGAGGGAACAACCGACUCGACCGGAACAUACCACAUUCUAGUCAACGAGGAUCACGGAGAAGAAACAUGUGACGUUGUCCUAGUCAGCAGCCCGUUGGGCGACUGCAAGACAGCUGACCCGGGUCGCGACAGGGCCCGCGUGGUGCUCACGAGCUACAAUGGCAUUGCAUCGGACAAACGUUUUGCCAACGCUCUAGGGUUCAUGAAGGAUGAUAUCUUGUCUGGUUGCACCACACUUUUACAAUCACUCAUGGAAGAAGAGGACUAGAUUGUGAUUGCAUAAUAUGGUUUGUUGUGGUAUGUUAUAUGUUUGGAAGCUGAGUCAAAAAACGAGUCAAAACAUAUUAUGUUUAUUUAUUUUUUUUAUUGUGAACUCUAUUUAAGUUUAAUUAAUAUAUUAUGAGUAAUCUUUAUAUUA